Centropristis striata (black sea bass) is the source of this 2907-nucleotide messenger RNA. RefSeq names its product ribonuclease P/MRP 38 subunit (gene rpp38). Gene Ontology annotation, molecular function: ribonuclease P RNA binding; ribonuclease P activity. Gene Ontology annotation, biological process: tRNA 5'-leader removal. The record is from RefSeq and is a predicted model, not a curated record. Lineage: Eukaryota; Metazoa; Chordata; Actinopteri; Perciformes; Serranidae. Gene Ontology annotation, cellular component: fibrillar center; nucleolar ribonuclease P complex; ribonuclease MRP complex. The transcript has 2 exons. Bases 142 to 972 code for a protein of 276 amino acids.
CAAAUAAAGUUUUUUCAAUUCAAACAAAAUGGCAGCGCCCUGUGGUCCACCCGUGUUGUUGGGCUGAAGAUGUGAGCGGAGCUACAACCAGUUUGUUUCAAACGGAAAAGUGUUUUUGCUUCAUUAACCAUCAGGGGAGCUAUGGCUGCUGCAGGAAAGCCAGUUAAAAAGGAAAACAAAAAGUAUGUUCCAGUCAAGACUUCCUUCACUUCACCGUUCUCUCCUAAAUGGGAGCCACUUCCUCAAGACGACAUGCAUUUCAUCCUGAACACCCUGAAGGACAAGCUGGUCUCCACAGGUCUGGAGAAGAAAGAGGUGAAAGUGUUUCGCCCGUGGAGGAAGAAGAAGAAGGACCAGAAACCUGCUGCCGCGGCAGAAGUCGUCCCUCAGGUGAGCCAGGACGGACAGGUGAAGGACUCGGCCAAAAACGGCUGGACGGAUGUGGCGGCGAGGAGGCAGCUGGCCAUCGGCAUCAACGAGGUCACCAAAGCUCUGGAGAGGAACCAGCUGAGACUGCUGCUCGUGUGCAAGUCCGCCAAGCCCAGACACAUGACGGAUCACCUGAUUGCUCUGAGCGCCACCAGAGCCGUGCCGGCCUGCCAGGUGCCCCGGUUGAGCCAGAGCCUUUCGGAGCCGCUGGGGCUGAAAAGCGUCCUCGCUCUGGGGUUCAGACACUGCUCCUCCAAAGAUGACGAGGUGUUCACCGACACUGUGGACGCCAUUAAACCCAGAGUGCCUUCACUGGAUGUUUCCUGGCUGCACGGGACAGCACAGUGCAGCUCGUUAACCCCUGAAGAACCUGUCGACAUGGAAACGGAGGAGGAAGCCUGCCAGAAGAAGGGCCAGAAAAGAAAACUUGAGAGUGAAUCUGAGGAGGUCGCAGAGUCGACCUCUUCCUGCACUCUGCAGCCUCUCAAAGUGAAAAAAAUAGUUGCUAACCCUGCAAAGAAAAAGAAAAAGGCCAAGUCAUAGACAGUCAAAAGAAUCAGACUCUCUGCAGAUAGAAAAGAUAAUAAAAGGACCAUUCCUAUGUUUUUGCAUGUUUUAGCCCUCUGGUUUCAAAUGUUGUUGCUUUUUGCUUUUGACGACUUUAUUAAAUGAGGCAGAGUCUCCUCAUGGUGGAUCAGAGUCAUUUCCCCCUCUCAGAUUGUAUCAUUGUAAGGAUCUUUACAGGCCUUGAAAUGUUGAAAAUAUCUAGUAAUUCACCUCCUGACCUUAAAGUUUAGAUCUACUGUUUCUUGGCAUAUCAGUUUUUUAGUUAUUGAAUGCAUUUUCCCACAUAUUGGGCUGCCAUGUGUUUAUUAUUUUUGCGAGGAGUUGAAUCCUGCUUGAGCGGGUUACAAAAUUAAUUACAGUGAAUGAAACUUUUCAGCUUCAGGUUUCAGCUCCUAUGAUGCAAAGAUAUGCAGCUUUAAUUUUGAAAAUGUAUUGAAUAUCUUUGGGGUUUUGGACUGUUGUGAAGACCUCACUGUGGUUUUAUUUCAGAAAUUCUUCCAUUUAAAAGUUGAAAAUGAAAGACAGAGCAGAUUAAUACAUAAUGAAUAUAAUUAUCUGCUGCAGCAUUUAUUGGAAUGAGCGAUCUUUGUAAAUAAAUUAUGCUUCUGUUCUCAUACUGAAAGUAAAUAAAUUGAAACCAGGAGCUGAAUGAGCAUAUGAAAAACUCUUAAUAUGUAUAUAUGUAUGUGGUAUGGACCAUGACUUAAAAUAACUUUGUUAAAGGGGUCGUUUGGAUUUAUUGAAGUGGGUUAGAGGUCGGUCGAUCAAUGACAGUUUGGAGUAGCGGCAAUGUGUCCAGAGGCAGCAGCAAAACAUAUUCUAGCCUCCUGAAAACAUCAGUUUAAGUGUUAAUUACCUAGAGCAGGAGUCAGCAACCUUUACUAACAAAAGCCAAAAUAUUAUAAAAAAUGUCAAAAUGGAACCACAAAUCUUAUUUUGGGCCCUACAAUGAAGAUAAAACAGCCUAACUAAGUCUAAAUUAACCCUUUGAUGCACAACAUGGGUCUUAAGUGACCCGACAGAGUUUUUAUGUUUUUUUAAUCAUCAUACAUCCUAAUUUUAUGUUUUCCUUUAUUAUUUUUUUAAUAAAAUCCCUUUUUGUGUCACUACUCUUCUAAUGCACAACAUGGGUCAAAAAUGACCCAUAUCCAUUUUUUAGCUCAGUAGCUUGCUAAGCUAAGUACUUAGCUAACUUCUUGGCUAAGUAUUUAGCUAAGUAGCGUGCUAAGCUAACGACUUAGCUAACUUCUUGGCUAUGUAGUUAGCUUAGCAAGCUACUUAGCCAAGUAGUUAGCUAUGUAAUGCAAAAACUUUUUUUCUUCAUAAAGUAUGAGAGGCAAAAUGGAAAUAAUAUGUUAUCAAAAACAAGAUAUUUAAAGAAUACUUGGAAUAUUCAAUCAUAAAACAAGUUGAUAUCAAAAGAUAGAGCACAGAAACACACAGCAGCAUUAAAUAACAUGGAGAAUGAAUGAGGGUCAUUUUUGACCCAUGUUGUGCUUUAGAAGAGGUGUCUAUAUGUUGUGCAUCAAAGGGUUAACCUACCAUUAUUACUAAUAGGUCAUAAUGAGCAUUUAUUAAUAUGAUUUUGUCAGAAUGCAGCGAGGAGCCAAUUUCAAAUGAGAGGCUGGACACCAAUGAAAUAUCUCAGGAGAUUUGGAAUCGAAAAGGGAAACACAAAAUAAGACUGAAGGUUGGCUAAAUGUAUUGGUUAAGGUGCUGGGCGGGCCGCAGACUUUCAGAAGCUAUGAUGCACAUUUUAGUUGUUGAAACAUGUUUUAAUGCUGUAUAUAAGCUACACAUUUUUACAGUUGAAGAAUACAAAUUGCUUUGGGCCUACACCAAUGAUGAAUUAAAGUAUAAGGAAAUAGGCGUGUCAUUUCGUAUCAUUUUUUUGUCACGGCCACAAGGUAA